This is a messenger RNA of Nerophis ophidion (straightnose pipefish), 5984 nucleotides long. Its product is annotated as probable ATP-dependent RNA helicase ddx6. The record is from RefSeq and is a predicted model, not a curated record. Gene Ontology annotation, biological process: cytoplasmic stress granule assembly; P-body assembly. NCBI's taxonomy places the organism in Eukaryota, Metazoa, Chordata, Actinopteri, Syngnathiformes, Syngnathidae. The transcript is spliced from 13 exons. Gene Ontology annotation, molecular function: mRNA binding; ATP binding; RNA helicase activity. Bases 954 to 2423 code for a protein of 489 amino acids. Gene Ontology annotation, cellular component: P-body; cytoplasmic stress granule.
GGGAGGCACCGAUGAUAAGAAGACGAAGAAGAAGGCGACCAUGUUGAUUUUAAGAAGAAACACAAUAGACGCCAUUUAUUCCCAGCACAGUUCAGCUAUUAAAGCUCCUUGAAACAUCGCCAGUUGAAACCAACCUGAAGUUGACGUCCGUCUUGUAAAAAUAUCGAAGAGCGCAGGUGGCACAUUUGAGUUGUUGGCAAGAUUGAGUGGAAAGCACCAGUGAUCACAGUCUCACUCCCACUAGUGACACGCCGACCUCCCAACCUCAACCAGCUGAAGCAGUUAAGAAACUGCGGACUAAAAAGGGGUGGAAAAGCUUUUCUGGCUUUGGACUCGAUCCCCUCUUGUAUUUGUGAUACCCGUCAAGUGAAACUAAAAGGAAGAACAUGUAAUUUUUUGGGGAAGGACUUGUACAAAAUUGGACAUCUUUUUUUUCCCAAGAAGGACAAUACUGAGUUAAUACCGUGGACAAAAAAAAAGUCAAGGAAAUACUGUUAAACAGAAGAUUAUAUUGAAGAACAUAUUCCUACAGUACAGAGUUUGCCUUAGUUGUUCUAUUUCAGGACUUGCGCCACAUUCUAUACUUGUUCACAUAUAAUUUUCUAUAUUGUGAGCAAGUAUAUUCAUGCAUAUGAAUGCAAAUUUCUCUUCAUUUUGAAGAGUUUCUCGUGUAUAAAGUUGACUUUUUUGUUUGUUGUACGUCAGUCGCUCUUUUUUAAGGGGACCGAGCUGCACGUACGUGCGUGUUUGUGUGUGUGUGUGUCUGUGUAUAUAUAUAUAUAUAUAUGUAAAUAUUACCAGUUGACUGCUGUUUUAAAAGCUGUCAGCUUAAUCGAAUAUAUUGUUUGUUGAUGCUUUAUUAAUAUUUUUUACAUUUUUGAAGAUCAUUUUUUUUAGUAAAAACAAACUUAAGGAAAGAUUGUUUGAAAAACAAAGAAAAUAAGGGCGGGGAAAUGGCAGCGCCCAGAACAGAAAGCGUUGGCCCACUUGUGAUGGGACUGAACAAGCAGAACGGGCAGCUCAGAGGACAGACCAAACCAGCUUCGGUCCAGCCAGGACCCGCAACUCAAGCGAAGGGGCUGGGAGCUCUCCAGAAACCAGGCGGUGCGUCCCAAGAAGGUGGAGGCAUUAAAUUUGGGGACGACUGGAAAAAAAGCCUCCAGCUCCCUCCCAAAGACAACAGGGUCAAAACCUCAGACGUGACCAGCACUAAGGGGAAUGAAUUUGAGGAUUACUGUCUGAAACGGGAACUUCUGAUGGGCAUUUUUGAGAUGGGCUGGGAGAAACCAUCUCCAGUGCAGGAGGAAAGUAUUCCCAUUGCCCUGUCUGGAAGGGAUAUUUUGGCUCGGGCCAAGAAUGGAACCGGGAAAAGUGGAGCCUAUCUCAUCCCAAUGCUGGAAAGGAUAGACCUCAAAAAGGACCAUAUACAAGCAAUGGUAGUCGUGCCUACUCGAGAGUUGGCACUGCAGGUGAGCCAGAUCAGCAUUCAGAUCAGCAAACAUAUGGGAGGAGUCAAAGUUAUGGCCACCACCGGGGGAACCAACCUACGAGAUGAUAUCAUGCGCCUGGAUGAGACUGUGCAUGUGGUCAUUGCCACACCUGGUAGGAUUCUGGAUUUGAUAAAGAAAGGUGUGGCAAAGGUGGAUAAAGUUCAAAUGAUGGUGAUGGAUGAGGCUGAUAAACUGCUGUCUCAGGAUUUUGUGGUGCUCAUCGAGGAUAUCAUUAGCUUCCUGGCCAGGCAGAGGCAGAUCCUUCUCUACUCGGCAACCUUCCCCAUCAGUGUGCAAAAAUUCAUGGCCAAGCACCUGCAGAAACCAUACGAGAUCAAUCUGAUGGAGGAGCUGACUCUGAAGGGCAUUACUCAGUAUUAUGCCUACGUCACAGAGAGACAGAAAGUGCACUGCCUCAACACACUCUUCUCCAGGCUUCAAAUCAACCAGUCGAUCAUCUUCUGUAACUCAACACAGCGGGUAGAGCUUUUAGCCAAGAAGAUCACGCAGCUGGGCUACUCGUGUUUCUACAUUCAUGCAAAGAUGAUGCAGGAAUAUAGAAACCGUGUGUUCCAUGACUUCAGGAAUGGACUGUGCAGGAAUCUGGUGUGCACUGAUCUCUUCACAAGGGGUAUAGACAUCCAGGCCGUCAAUGUGGUCAUCAACUUUGACUUCCCCAAGAAUGCAGAGACAUACCUCCAUCGUAUUGGACGAUCAGGGAGGUUCGGUCACUUGGGAUUGGCCAUCAACUUGAUCACGUCCGAAGACCGCUUCAACCUGAAGACCAUCGAAGACCAACUGGUGACCGACAUCAAGCCCAUUCCUGGCAGCAUCGACAAGAGCCUCUACGUGGCAGAGUUCCAUUCAUCCAGCGCCGACUGCGAGGUGGAGGAAGUCCUCGAGAAAUCAGGACGCCCACAGGACAGCGCCUAAAUCUGGACUUGCAGGACUCCCUAGGCUUUGCACACUUCAGGCACCUCUUCAACAUUACACUUUGUUUUCAAAGCCUGCUAAAUUGUGACAGAGGCUUUUUUUUUGUUUUGUUUAAAAUUGUUUCUGCCUUUCAUCAAAGAACUGCAUGACGGAAAAGUGAACUAUCUGGAUUUGCAUCCACUCCACACAGAGAUUGUUGCCAGAACAGAGUUGUUAGUGAGCUUUGUAACGUACAAUACCGUCAAAUCUGUUCUGAACCCGUCGUCCUUAGAGACGGACAAGCAAGCGCGGUCCAUGUCUUUGAAGUAUCAGAACACCAGCCAUCGUUCAGUACACUGUUACCACUUAAGUGCCUUACAUGCUCCCAUUCAUCUUCUCCAUAGCCUGUCGCGCAAAUGAAUGAAAUAGCUCAUUAACUCCGAACACAUCCAUUAUGCAACAGUAUCUUUCUGUGAGAUGUGUCAAGAAAACCUUAAUAUGGUAUUUAAUGUGAAUGUUGCAAUAAAAACGGCAGCUUUACUUAAGUAGUGCGCGACUGUUUUAACCCAUUAGAAUGAAUUAAACACGCAGAGGGGGGACUCACGCAGCCCUGCAAAAAUCAUUUCAGUUUCAUAGCGGCCUUAUGCUGUUCCUUUGUUCUCUUACACGCCCAGAAAGGAGAAAAAUCUCGCAUCCAAAACUUAGGGAUCGGUUCAAAACAGUCUUGAUUACGGAAUAAGGGUAAUGGUGUUGAUAAGAUGUCCAGGAUAAUGAGAAGUGGUGGUGCAAAGCGGUAGUUCACUUUUCUGUCAGGGUCUUUCUCCCAUAUGUUUAUGAUUUGCAACAUGGACACUUAAGAUUUUGUUAACAUUUCUGCAAAUCUGUUUUUUUUUGUUUUGUUUCUCUUGACAAACUGAAAAAAGUGAGUGUAGAGUACAGGCUCAAAGUUUGGACACACCUUCUCAUUUCAAUGCGUUUUCCUCAUUUCCAUGACUAUUUACAUUGUAGAUUGUCACUUGAAGGCCUCAAUACUAUGACACCUGUGAAGUGAGAACCAUUGCAGGUGCUCAUGGAGAGAAUGCCAAGAGUGUGCGAAAAAGUAAUCCGAGCAAAGGGUGGCUAUUUAGAAGAAACUAGAAUAUAAAACUUGAUUUCUGUUAUUUCACCUUUUUUUUGUAAAAUAACUCCACAUGUGUUCAUUCAUAGUUUUGAUGUGACUAUCUACAAUGUAAAUAGUCAUGAAAAUAACGAAAAGACAUUGAAUUAGAAGGUGUGUCCAAACUUUUGGCUUGUCCUGUUUGUACCACCAACCAAGCGCCUGAAAUAUCUGCUUUGCUUCGGUUCCAUCAGUUGCAGACUCCCGUUUCAGUUUUCUGCAGCUGCAACAAUAUGAUCUUUUUUUUUAAAUCUUUUUGAUAAGAAGGAGAGGAUUAUCUGUCUAAUGAAGAGCGGGCGGGUCGCUGGAUUUUGAAAGCAAAAUUGUAGCAUCUUUGAAGACGCAGCUGUGACUUUAUUUUCUUUUUAUUUGGUCCUCUCUUAACCGAGACAAAAAAUGUACUACAAAAAUUACCAUUUUUUGUUUUUUUUUCUGAACUUUUUUUUUUUUAUUUCUUUCAGCUGUGAGGACUUAAGCACUGGAUUUGGGGUGGGUUAGUACUUAAAAUGUCCAGCAAAAUGAUGGACCAACUGAUUUGACCAUUGAAAGGUACAAAAAAUGUUCAAUGCUCUUUUUUAAAAAUGGCCAUUCAAAAGUAUAAAUUAUAUUAAAUGUUUUUUUUGUUGUUUUUUUUUAAAUAUGGAGCAAAUGCUAAAUGACAAAAAAAAAAGCAUUUAAGAUCUAUAAUCCUUUAACCUAUUCAGGUGAUGGAUGGUACUUUUUGUUUACAAUUAAAACAACUUUGGUUCGGGUGACUUGGAAUAGAAAGGUUGUUUUUUUUUUGUUGUUGUUGAAAUAAAUUUUCAGGAAUUACACUGAAGCAAAACCAAAAAAAAGUGGAAACUGAGGAGUUGGGUGUCGGUCGUGGGAAUGAGUGAGUGACUUUUUGUGUCCAAUCACAUUUGUAUGCGUCUUCUAACUACAGCGGAUUGACUUCACUACCUUGCAUCACAACCUGCGUGGUUAGAACCGUUUAAAAAUAAUAAGAAUCAGUCCCAGUGUCAGUUUGAGGUUGCAUGGAAAUGUAAGUCUGUUCCUUUUUAUCCCCCUUGUUUGAUGACACAAUGUCUUAAGUCUGAAUGAGUCGUUUUUCCAUUUGCUGGAGUGACUCCCAUCCUCCAACCCCAUAGCAAACGCCCCCUUAUGAAAACAUUUGUUUUCAUUCCACGAUCUCCACUGUGACCCACAGACUUUCUCCCAAAGGGCCUUUUUAUAUAGUUUUUUUUUUUCUAUUUUAACAUAUCGUAUUUUUCGGAGUAUAAGUCGCACCUGCCGAAAAUGCAUAAUAAAGAAGGAAAAAACAUAAGUCGCACUGGAGUAUAAGUCGCAUUUUUGGGGGAAAUUUAUUUGCUGAAACCCAACAGCAAGAAUAGACAUUUGAAAGGCAAUUUAAAAUAAAUAAAGAAUAGUGAAGAACAGGCUGAAUAAGUGUAGGUUAUAUGAGGCAUAAAUAAGCAACUGCUAUGUUAAGCUAACAUAUUAUGGUAAGAGUCAUUCAAAUAACUAUAACAUAUAGAACAUGCUAUACCUUUACCAAACUAUCUCUCACUCCUAAUCCAUAAAUCCCAUGAAAUCUUAUACGUCUAAUCUCUUACGUCAAUGAGAUAAAUAAUAAUAUUUGAUAUUUAACGGUAAUGUGGUAAUAAUUUCACACACAAGUCGCACCCUCGGCCAAACUAUGAAAAAAACUGCGACUUAUAGUCGGAAAAAUACGGUAAUGGAAAGCUGGGUAACUUAUUUUGUUUAAUUGAAUCUGUUUUGCCGCCCCCUUAAUGAUUUAAGAUAAACUCCUAACCUAACUGGUGGUCACAAUGGAGAUCACACUGAAUGAAUUUUUGUCAUGUUUGUAUGUGUGUGUGUUUGUCCCGGAGGAUCAGGCGCACAAAGGCCUGUUUAGUAAACGGGCGACAAAAAUGAUGAUUUUUCUGCUUCAGGUACACUUUGGUAAUGGGGCGGUAAAAGACCAAGGCUAAUAUUCCUUCCUACGGCUGAAACACUAAUGUCAAAACCCAGCCCCGCUUCAGAGGAAAAUUAAUCGCUCAACUCUCGAUUUGUUGUUGUAAGCCAGGAAGACGUUCACUACUGAAGUUCCUGGAGCAAAAAUAGUAACGAGUGAAUUGAUUUUUGUGUGUUAAAUCAACAUAACACACGUGGAGUGGCAACUGGAUUCUCAAUUGUCUUGACAUUGUCCUGGUUAUUUCUGUUCUGUAAGCCUGGAAAUUGGACUUGGCUCACUCAAACGAGUGAAACUAUUUAGGAAAUCUGCAACAACAACAACAGAUCAUAUUUUGUUAUUUCCUGACAAAAGUGCACGGAGCAAUCAAUGCAAAGGCAAUUCAAGAAAAGCGUUGCUCACUCUGCCCUCUACUGUUGUAAUUUGGAACUACACGCGGGGGCUGUGAAAUUCAAUAAAUUACUCAAAAUAA